Molecule: messenger RNA, 9849 nt
Organism: Mytilus trossulus (common blue mussel)
Lineage: Eukaryota; Metazoa; Mollusca; Bivalvia; Mytilida; Mytilidae
Product: E3 ubiquitin-protein ligase RNF213-like
Exons: 60
Coding region: 1-9576 (3191 amino acids)
Molecular function (GO): ubiquitin-protein transferase activity; ATP hydrolysis activity
Source: RefSeq, a predicted model, not a curated record
AUGGAUAUUGAAUGGAUACCCAGAGAUAAAAAUGUUAAAGCAGAUGCUACAAGCAAGGUUUUUGAUUUUGAUAAUUGGGGGGUCAGUGUUGACUUUUUUGAAAUCAUAGAUUUUAUGUACAUGUAUGGACCUCAUUCAGUUGAUAGCUUUGCUGACAGUGAUAACACGAAAAUUCAAUUAUUUAAUUCUAGAUGUUAUACACCAGGUUCAUCAGGUGAAGAUGUCUUUUCUGUAACUGACUUUUCUACACGAUCAUUGAAUAUCAGUGAAGAAACACCACUUGAUUGCUUUAAGAGACAGAUGCUGGAAGACGAUGACACAGUUGAAGAUGAAAACUUUGUAGAAUUGUAUGCAAUGAGACGUACAUGGGAAACAAGCCCUCAUCCAUACCUGUUCUUCAACCCAGAUGGACAUAGCAUGACAUUUCUUGGAUUUAACAUAGAGGAAAAAACUGGCAAUUUGAUUGACCAUCAAACGAAACAAAUUUUAAAAACGGGAAUUAUGCCACGAAACCUUUUUGGUGCCUUAAAACGAAAUAGAGUGAAUCUUGCUGAGAAUUUUGACAUUCUUCCAAGGUACGACAAACUAGCAAAGUUAUGCGAUGUGAUGGGAGUUGCAACCCAGCGUGACCCUGAUGAGUCAUAUGAACUUACAACUGACAAUGUUAAAAAAAUACUGGCUAUCUACAUGAGAUUUAGAUGUGGAAUACCAGUAAUUAUAAUGGGCGAAACUGGAUGUGGAAAAACAAGACUCAUAAAAUUUAUGUGCGAUCUUCAAAAACCCCCCAAAAAGUUACUGGAAGAUUUAGUAAAAUCGAAGGAGACAGAUGAUAUGGAGGAAAAAGAAAAGGCUCAAUUACAUGAGCAAUAUAAAAUCAACAACAUGAUUUUAAUGAAGGUGCAUGGCGGGACAAAAGCAUCAGAUAUAAUCAGGAAAGUUAAAAAGGCAGAAGAAAUCGCGAAAAAGAAUGCAAAACUAAUAGAGGAAAACGAAGAACUUGCACCCUAUAAACAUAUGGAUACUGUAUUGUUCUUUGAUGAGGCAAAUACAACAGAAGCAAUUGGAAUUAUAAAAGAAAUCACAUGCGAUAAAUCCUUACUAGGAAGACCAAUAGAAUUACAUGAGAAAUUGAAAAUGGUUGCUGCUUGUAAUCCUUAUCGAAAACACUCAGAAGAGCUUAUAAGAAGAUUGGAACAGGCCGGACUGGGUUACCAUGUUGAAGCAGACAAAACAAGCGACAAACUAGGUCGGGUACCAAUGAGGCGUCUAGUAUAUAGAGUGCAACCUCUUCCCCAGAGUAUGCUGCCAUUGGUAUGGGACUUCGGACAGUUGAAUAUAAAUGUAGAGGAAAUGUACAUUAAGCAAAUGGUUCUAAGAUAUAUCAAGAACGAUAAUAUUCCGAAUUUACUAAAUCUUGACAAAGUGGUCAGCAAAAUUUUGACAGUCUCACAAGAUUUUAUGAGAGGGCAGGAGGAUGAAUGUAGUUUUGUCAGUUUACGCGACGUUGAAAGAGUCCUGGAUGUUAUGAGUUGGUUCUAUGCAAAGAGUAUAGGAAAUGAUAUGCUUUUCGAACAGCUUGCAGAUGACAAUUAUGAUGAAAUAGAUGCAGUUGAUCAACCAAAGGUUAUUGAUCAUACAACAAGAUCACUUGUUCUUGCGUUGGGUGUGUGUUACCAUUCAUGUCUAAAGAAAAGAUUUGAAUACAGACACGCAAUAGCUCCACACUUUGAAGAUCCUUUGGAGUUAACUGGAGGAGCAAAUCAGAUUGACGAAGAAAUAUCUAAAUGCCAGUCUGUGUUGUUAAACAAUAUUGAAUUAGCCAACAAUAUAGCAAAAAAUCAAGCACUAAAAGAAAAUGUGUUCAUGAUGGUAGUGUGUAUGGAGCUGAGAAUUCCGAUGUUUCUAGUAGGAAAACCAGGAAGCUCUAAGUCUUUGGCAAAAACAAUAGUAGCUGAUAACUUACAAGGAAAUGCAGCUCAUCAAGAUCUUUUCAGGAAUUAUAAACAGGUACAAAUGGUAUCAUUCCAAUGCAGCCCAUUAUCAACACCAGAAGGCAUAGUUGGAACUUUCGCCCAAUGUGCAUCAUAUCAGAAGGAAAAAGAUCUCAAUAGAUUUGUCUCGGUUGUUGUCUUAGAUGAGAUUGGUUUAGCUGAAGACUCCCCUAGAAUGCCAUUAAAGACACUACAUCCAUUACUAGAAGAUGGUUGUCCUGAUGACGAAGAACCUGCUCCGUAUAAAAAGGUCGCAUUUAUCGGAAUUUCUAACUGGGCUUUAGACCCUGCAAAAAUGAACAGAGGAAUUCUAGUACGAAGGGAAGUUCCAAAUGAAGAAGAACUUAUAAACAGUGCCAAGGGCAUUUGUUCGUCUGACAAGAUAGUUCAGUCUCACAUAGAACCAAUGAUACCUGCUAUGGCAUCUGCAUAUCUACGUGUAUUCAAAAAAGCUUCAGAAGAAAAAAGGGAAUUUUUUGGAUUGAGGGAUUUCUACAGUUUGAUUAAAAUGCUAUAUGGGUUUAUCUGGAUGUCAAAGGAAAAACCGACAUGGUUUCAACUGAAGCAUUCCAUUCUUAGAAAUUUUGGAGGUCUAGAAAUGAUAGAUCCGGUAUCUAUAUUUCUAGAGUUGUUGUCAUCACAGGUUGACGAAUACGAAGAGAAAAUGGCAACCGAUCCAGAUUGUUCUGCAGAUGGAAUGAUACAGGCCUGCUUACGAGGAGAUGAUAAUUCUAUCAGCGAAAGCAGAUAUCUACUUUUACUAACAGAAAAUUAUGGAGCAUUGGCAAUUUUGGAACAAAAUCUUUUCACCAUGCAGAAUGCAGUUGUUAUAUUCGGCAGUAGUUUCCCUAGUGAUCAAGAAUAUACACAAGUGUGCAGAAAUAUCAAUCGAAUAAAGGUGUGCAUGGAAACAGGCUGUACAGUGAUUCUGUUAAAUCUCGAAAACCUAUAUGAAAGUUUAUAUGAUGCUUUAAAUCAGUAUUAUGUUGAAUUCGGAGGAGAACGAUAUGUAGAUCUUGGUCUUGGGUCGCACCGUGUAAAAUGUCGGGUACAUCGAAAGUUCAGGUUGAUUGUUGUAGCGGAGAAACAAGUAGUGUAUAAAAAGUUUCCUAUACCACUGAUAAAUCGCUUGGAGAAACAUUUUCUGUCUAUGAAGACACUUUUGUCUUUCAGUCAGUUAAAAAUGAGUAAGGAGCUACAGGAAUGGGCAUUGAAAUUUUGCGAAGACAAAACAAGUUUUCAUGGUAAGAAGAAGGUGAGAGAGAUUGGAGAAGCAUUUUUGGGAUACCACGAGGACACAUGUCCAGCAGUUAUACAACAUGUUUGCCAAGAGAAAUCUACAAAGGAAGGCGAACGUGAUUACGAUGAAAAUAAGAUACUUCAAGAUGCAAAAGGAUUAUUACUGUGGUGUGCAACUCCAGCUGCUGUUCUUCAGGGAGGAGACGAAUGUGACAGGAACACAUAUUUUCAUCAGCAGGAGCAUGAAAGUUUGGCCGAUUACAUUUCUUUCAAAAUGAGAUCUGAUCAACAUCAAACUGUUUUUGCUCAGAUUACAACUAAUUCAAGGAUCCUUUCAACUCUUGAAUUGGACGAUCUGGCCAAAGAAGUACCAGUUGCUAGAAAAAAUAUACACUUGCUUACAUUACAAUCGUUCCACACAGAGCAGCAAUUUAGCAGGCAAAUUAAAUCCUGUUUUGCUAAAAAGAUUCCAGAUUCUAUACUGAUAGUACAAAGCGAAAGUGGCGACCAGAAUGAGGAGUUAAUAGCUUGUGCGCGCUAUUCAGCACAGCGAGAACUACAGGAAAUACUUCAGAAAGGAGUGAAAUCCAAGAUAUAUGUUAUUUUUCUGGUGCAACUCACUGGUUUGGCGGGAAAUAAUUUUUCAGGAUACCAGUGUGGAUUGUGGCAAUCUGUUCAUAUUGAUGAUCUCCGCAUUUCGUUUAUCAUACCACCGAUUAUUGACAUGCUUGGUAAAACAGCUGCUACUGUUAUCACUGCUACAGAAACAAACCCCGGAAGUACUGCGCAAGUAAAACUUGAAAAAGAAGUGUCUGUUAGAGAUGGGGGAAAACUACAGUCAGAUGAAAACAAUGAGGAUGUGGAACAAACUGACAGCAACAGAACAAUUGAUCAAACACAGGAAAGCAACAGAUCAAUUGAUCAAGCACAGGAAAGCAACAGAUCAAUUGAUCAAACACAGGAAAGCAACAGAUCAAUUGAUCAAACACAGGAAAGCAACAUAUCAAUUGAUCAAACACAGGAAAGCAACAGAACAAUUGAUCACACACAGGAAAAAACAAUGCAAACAGAUAGCAGAGGCCAAGAGAACGAAGAGGAAGAAAACCGGUAUCAAGCUAUUGCAUCAAUUUCUACUGAUCAACGACGUAAAUUUGAUACUAAUAGUUUAAUCCUUAAUUGUGUGCAGCGUGCACUUUCGACCUUAAAAGACCCUAAAGAAGAUGUGUCGAGGACAACACAGAGAUUAAAAAUUGUACUUAAUCUUUUAGAACAUGAUAAAGGAACAAUACUUUCUGGAAUUUGUAAGCAUGUAGUGAAACUGAUAAAUGAAAAAGAGAAACAGUUUGGAUCUUUAUCUAAUUGGUUAUCGGCGGAAGUAUCGAAAUCUGAGAACAUAAAUAAAGCUGGAACUUUCAGAAAAAGUAUUAUUAUGAGUUUGGAAUCCCGCAUUAUUCCAAUACUAGCAGGACUAUUUGCUUUCAUGGACUCAAACAGAAACCUAGACAUACUUACAGAAAAUGAAAGCAACCACUGGAAUGUAAACAUCUGGUUAGAUAUUCUGAAUGAUCCUGAACUAACUCAGAUAAAAUAUCAGAAUAUGGUUUCACCGACAAAACAUUUAGAGUUACAUGAAGUUGCUGUCAGACCAACCUCAGUUGAAGGAAAAGUGUUCUCAGCUAAAAUGUCAUUUUCAUGGCUGAUCAUUGAUCAAGUCCAGAAAGUUUUGAAAACCACAAUUGAAUCUGAAGACACAACAGGAAACAAUACCUUUGAAAUCAUAAUGAAAGCUGCUGAGAUUUUUCAGUCACUGUCAAUAGGUUGUCUGCUACAUGAAAUAGAUGGGCCAUUCACCAAGACUGCCUUGAAAUUUUACAUUGAAGAUUUUGUUCACACUGUUUAUCCAUUCAAGACCGAAAAUGAAUGCAAGUUGGUAUGUGAGAAUGUAGCUAUAGGCGCUCAAAAAUUAUUGAAAGGAGAAUAUGGGAACCUGUUACCAACUAUGUUUGCAUGCCAUAUGGUUUAUGAGACAUAUUCAACCAGAUUUAAGAACUUUUCACAUAUAAUGACUGUCUGGCCAAGCUGUUGUGAAAAAAUCAUUGAUGUUCAACAAACUGGUAAAAGUAAUCUGAUGACGAUUGAAGAAAUAACGCUUGACAUUCAAGCUUUAACACAGCUGAUGGACGAAGUAAAGCCUUCAAGAGAAAUUCUUAGCAAAAAAGAUUCACGAAAACUCUGGCUCAGAAAAGUAUGCGAGUAUAGGCCAGUCAUUGAAAGAGUAGUCGCAGAUUUCUGUAAGCAACAUUCUUUUGAUGGAAAUGUUGGUCAACAUCAAUGUAGAGAAGCAAUUAAAAACGCAAGGUGUGAAUGGAUAAGAACACUUGUUGUAAAGUUGUUCAUUGAAAAUGUAUGUACACAGGGCAUUGGAGCAGAAAUUGUGCCAUCUAUGAAAUUAUGGAGUAAACUUGGUGAAGAUGCCGACAUGAAAGAACUCAUCUCACUAGAAAAAGUUGAGAGUCAUCUGAAAAAACAAAAUGCAGAAAUUCUAAAGAAAUGCUUUGGUGUGCUGUCUAAAUGUAUUAACUGUGAAGCGGAAAUUCAGAGUGCCCCAGUUAAACUUUCAUGUGAUCAUGUUGUUUGCAAGAAGUGCUACAAACAAGUUAUAGAAAAGAAAAGGCAAUGUACACAUUGUAAGGAAAAAUUACCAGACAACUUUAAUCAAGAAGAAUUUGUUAAAAGGAGUGACGUAGAAAAGUAUGAAGAUUUUAGAGAAAGAUGUAAUGGUUUCUUCAUGGAGAUUGUUUCACAACUAUGUUUUGCCGAGGGAACACUUCCAUCUCAAGGCGUCAUUGACAAGCUUCUGUCCUACAUUGUUGGAAAAGACAAAAGUGAUCGAGGAGAAACUAUUGUUUCAAGACAAUUGACAGUAUUUCAAGAUGCCAUUGACCCAAACCCUGUGGUCAGAUCCUUUUUACUUCAGGAGAUUAUGCAAACAAGUGGAAGCGACAUUAAAUCCUAUCUGUCAAAGUACUUUGACGACAAUACGCAGCUUCUACAAACAAGUGUUGGUAGUACGGAAUCAAUUGAAUUAUGUUUGCUGAUAUUGCAAUGCAUGGAGGAUUCAAUUCAGCAACAAAAUCAGAAGUUUAACAACAGUAAACUUGAAUUAGUACACAUAGAAAAGAUGCUGAGUGAAUCUGUAGAAGGGUUUUAUAGCAACGUACAUAUUCUGGAAAAGAUUGAGUGUAUUGCGAAAGCAAAGUACAGUUUGUCAGUUACAGCCAGAUACAUACACGAUCUAUAUGGCAAAACACACGACACAGUUCAACUUGAUGCUGAGUUACGUCAACUAUUUGAAGCAGCUGGACAUCUAUGUGAAAAUUCUGGAUCCCAAUGGCCAAGAAAAUAUUUCGUGAGAGUAUUGUGUCGGAGUUAUGGAACAGAUGUGUAUCAAGCAGUUCUAGCAAAAAGUGAUAGAGAGUAUUUGAGAUGGGUGAUAUUACCAGAUCUCGAUGUCAUGGAGUGCUAUGACAGAUAUAUUGUCAACGAAGAUUACACCGAUAUCAGGCUAGCAGUAGCUGACUCAAUAAUUAAUCAGAAAGAUACACAAUUGACAGAGGUUUUUCAUACAAAAGUAUGUAUUGAAUGGCAGUGUAGCAUUAAUCUUCUACUAGCCCUUCACAGAGAAGUCACAAUGAACAAUCUGCAUAAUGAAAAAUGCAAUAUGGAAACAGAGAAAACCAACGAAGAACAGGAAAAUGAGUUCAUUACUGAUUAUCUGCAGACACGUUCGUUUUUACCAAGAGAGAAAGAAGUAGCAUUGUCUAUUUUGAAAAACAAUGUUUGGCAGGCAGAGACCGCCAGAAAUAUUCACCUUGAAAUGGACAUUGCGCAACAAAAUCUUACCUGCUUACUAACUCAUUAUAUGGUGAUGAUGACCUUCAUUCCAGGAAGUACAACUUUAUUGAUGCCUUUAAAAAAUAUAGCAUUGAAUAUCGAGUGUAUGAAGGAUUCCUACUACCCAACUAUGCCAGAUGAUGUAAUUGCAUUCUUUACAAGAGUCAUGCGAGAUCAUAAUAAGGAACAUAACGUGAAAUCACAGUGGGGAGGUGAAGACGUCCCGACAAUAUAUAAAUGCCCACAAGGUCACCCUUAUACCAUUGGAGACUGUGGAAAAGCUUAUUAUGAAUAUACUUGUUUUUGUGGAGAAAAGAUUGGAGGAAAAAGCCACAUUUUACUGACAACAAACAAACAGGCAUCAAGCGAGGCGGCCGCAAAAGGACAUAUUCUUGGUAGAGCUAACAGUCUGAAAGCAACAGAUAUUGUUACACCUAGAAACAACCUGAGCAGAGGUUCAUUUGCAAUUAUUCGGCUUUUGACACACAUGUCAAUGUUCAUUGCAGCAAACUCUAACGUCCAGACAGUACAGCAGAUUAUAAAAACAGAGCCAGAUAUACAGGAAAUGGAAGUGUUUCAGUUCUUAUUGGAACAUAUCAAUUUAGACAUUGAGUCACUUCAUGAAAUCUUAGGAAAAGGAAAAGAUGAUAUUUUUCUCAUGAUGCAUUUUAUACUCAACGAAAUUGUAAUGAAGCAUACAUCAGCUGUGAUAGGAGAAAAUAAUCCGAACGAAUUGUGCAAAUUGAACACAGAAAAAAGCCGAUGUGAAUGGGAGGAUUUAUUUGACCAGAAAUUUAUUUUUCCUGUGUUGCAGGAUAUUGAGAACAUCAUCCAGAUGUGCGACGAUAAGAUUGCUAGUGACAAGAGGAUGGGUGCUCUUCCAUUAGUUUUGUUACUGCAUGAAAUAGAUGACCACGCAAACAUUGAUGAGAACAAACAAUUUCAAGAAAUCCCUGAAGUGUGGAGAUUCAGAUCUUGGAUAUCAAUUGACCAUUUGACUCAGAUGUUAAAUACUAAAGAAAAGACGUGUCCAUUACUUCAUUUGUUCUUAAAGGAGGAUCAUCAUCUGAGAGUUCUUCGAUUUAUACCAAAUAUAAUCCGACUUCAGAAAAUGUUGAUGCAGAAAUACAGCAGAAAACUUGACAGAGCUGAAGGAACAAUAAUAACUAUUGAGAAUGUAGAACAACAACUGGAACAAGAUGGGAAACUAGAGGAGUUCAAAAUCCUUUUGCAAAGCUAUACUGAAGCAUGGGAAGCUGUGAGGCAAUCACUUGAGACAUACACGUGUCGGACCAGCACUGGAAGAUUUAGAGUCAAUAAAGCCCAUUGCAGAAAGAGGAUAGAUGGGAAAACGCCUAUAUCAUACCUUUUACCAACCUACAGAGAUUCCGGAUUAUGUGGUUUUAUACUGCUUCGGUUCCUACUAGAAAAGCAAAAUACUUUCCUAGGCGAUUUUUGUAGAGAAAAGGGAGUGUUAUACUCAAGUUUACCACUGGUCAGUGUAAAAGACAUAUCUGCAGUGCAUUUAAUCAGUUAUCACCCAGACAAGGACUUAUUACCAAUGGUAUUGGCAAACUGCAACUACUCAUUUGAAGUAGGUCAAGGGACAAAAGUGGAAUAUAAUUUUAACAACCUUGAAAGACAAGUAAUGGAUAGAUUUCUGUUCUCCAAGUCAGCUAUAAUCAACUUGAAUGAGAUAGAGAUGUUUACUUACAGAGCUGAAUAUACUAAUGGUGUCGUACUGGAAUCAUUAUCUGAAAGAAUAGAUCAAAUCAGAAUUCCCCAAGCAACAAAAGUUCAAAUAUGUUCAGAACUCAGAAAAAUGUCUUAUCCCGAUCUUUGUGAAAGCUUGGAUAAGCUUGACAUUGCCAUCAGCUUUUUGAAAUCGGUAGGACCCGAAAACCCAGACCAUUUACUCAGUGAUUUCAUGACAAAGACUUUGAAGACAGAGAGACCUUUUCCGAGCCAGAAGGCACAACAAUCGAUUACCUGCAGUCAGACGAUGUCUUGGUGGAUGAAUCUCGCAUUGGAAAGAGCUAAAGCUUUAUUAAGAUACAAGCAGGAACCAUUUGACGGAUUAGCUGAAAAAUUUAAUGUACUCCUUUCUGAUGAACAGCAAACAAUUGUUGAUGAAUUAUUCAGUACUUUGCCAAUUGAACAAACGGCAAACUUUAUAGAACUGAUGUUUGAGUUCAUUAUAUUGAGGAUAGAUAUCCAAGAGGACCAAGAAAGUGAAGACUAUAUUGACAUUUCUAACUCAAGCUUGCGUGACUACUUAAUGGGAUUCCCUGAUUCGUUGCCAUAUCAGGUCGAUGUAUUGGUUGACAGUAAUAUUGAAGCAGUCCUUAAAAGAAUUCCAGCAGAGGACAACAUCAUAACAGUAGGACAUACAGUAGAUUUUUGGAAAUCUGUCAAUACAAUAUUAGCUAACAAGCAGCAACAAAGAGUGUAAUAUGUGAUUGCUAAAAUUGAGAGGAAAAAUUCAUUGUGAUAGUUAUCAAUAUACUUAUAUUUAAAAGUUAAAAAAAAAGAUGUAUAAUUCCACAAUGAUUUAUUUGAGCAGAUAUUUCUAAUUGGUUUUAAAUAUGUAUAAAAAUAUAUAGCAAGUGUGAUUGAUUAAUAAUAGUGCAAGCCAUAUAUAUAUAUAUAGUUAAGUCUUAAUUUAAUUUUAACAUUGGUUGAUUUGGUUUACUAAUAAGAACAUUUUUGUAUUUGUACUUUUUUC